Molecule: messenger RNA, 999 nt
Organism: Diuraphis noxia (Russian wheat aphid)
Lineage: Eukaryota; Metazoa; Arthropoda; Insecta; Hemiptera; Aphididae
Gene: AcCoAS
Product: acetyl coenzyme A synthase
Molecular function (GO): AMP binding; acetyl-CoA synthetase activity
Source: RefSeq, a predicted model, not a curated record
CUGCAGCCCACAGACAGUAUACUCAGUGGCGUGGCGCCUGUCCGCGGAGUAACGCCUACUUGCUGGUAGUCCAUUUCGUAGUUUUAGUUUUCAUAAUUUAUAUCGAUCGUUGCUGUGGUUUACCCUAUCGUCAUUACCCACAGUUCGUGUUAGUAUCGUGUUCGUCAAUUUGUUUGUUUAUUCUUCCAACAGAAACUUAGUUAGGUACACGGCAAAAUGUCGAAAAACGUAUACCUCCCGUAUAGCGCAACAUCUGAGAAGGCUCACAUCAAGUCUAUGGAACAGUACCGGGAAAUGCACAAGAAAUCAUUGGAGUCGAGUGCACAAUUUUGGUCAGAAAUCGCAUCACAAUUUCACUGGGAAACUCCGUACGACAUCAACAACUUUUAUUCGUACAACUUCGACGUGACCAAAGGGCCCGUGCAAAUCAAAUGGAUGGAAGGCGCCACUACAAACGUGUGCUACAACCUACUGGACAAGAAUGUGCGAAACGGGAUGGGUGACAAAGUAGCAUUUUACUGGGAAGGCAAUGAUCCGGAAGAUUAUAGCAAAAUCACAUACAAAAAGCUUUUAGAAGAAGUAUGCCGGUUUUCGAACGUAUUAAAAUCCAAAGGCAUAGUUAAAGGUGAUCGUGUCGCAAUUUAUAUGCCAAUGAUUUUUGAGAUCGUGAUUGCUAUAUUAUCGUGUGCAAGAAUUGGCGCAGUUCACUCCAUUGUUUUUGCAGGCUUUUCAUCGGAUUCGCUAGCAGAACGUAUGGCCGACUGUAAGUGUAAAGUCCUCGUGACAGCUGAUAGCGUAUACAGAGGAGACAAAUUACUAAACAUUAAAAGCCUAUGUGAUAUUGCAAUGGAAAAAGCCAAGCAUUUUGGCCACGAAGUUUCAACUUGUAUUGUAGUUCGUCACUUGCCACGUCUUUACARAUCGAUGAACACAUCUAAUGGUACAAAUGGGUCUAACUCCGACAUCAUAGAUUUACAUUCAGAUGAAUGUAUUUCAUAA